AGAUGAAAAUGAAAACUCUAAAAAGGUAAAUACGAAUUAAUUGUAUUUGCACACGACCUUUUCAAUGAAGAGGCACUCAGAAGAGAUUAAUAUCUCAUACAUACAUACCUAAAUAUACCUUAGCAAGGAUUUUUCCUUCUAAAACAUGAAUACAGAAACAAUUAUUUUGACUGAUAAUAUUAAUUGUUUAAUGUACGUGGUGUAUAAUCGGUCUUGCUAGCAGUGUCAGGGUUAUCAUUUGUAUAAGCUUUAAUUAAACGAGUUAAAAUAACGACCAUCUUCAAUUCACAUCAGUUUUCGUUCGUGAUGGAGUGCUUUAACGCCUCGUGUUCGACGCCGACAACAGGCACGGCUCCUCAAACCUUCGUGUCGGCGAUACAGUUCUUUGCUGCAGCACAAUGUGUGAUGCCAGAGGAUCCAGUACCGAAUCCAGAUAUACCAAAUUUUGAAAAGUUUCACUUUAUUGUCAUUGGAGCUGGAACGGCUGGCAGCGUGGUAGCACACAGACUGAGCGCAAUACCAGAAUGGAAUGUUUUACUAAUAGAAGCUGGCGAUGAUGCACCUGUAGAGGCUGCUAUUCCAGGACUAGACAAGGGUAUGUUCCAAACAAGAUAUGAUUGGUCUUACUUAACGAAAAAUAAUGGAAGAACAAACGGAGCUAAUAUAAAUGGAUCCAUAUUUUGGCCACGUGGAAAAAUGAUUGGAGGAAGCAGUAAUUUAAAUGCUAUGAUAUAUGCACAAGGAAAUGACCAAGACUAUCAAAAUUGGGUUGACCUUGGUAAUCCUGAAUGGAGUGUCGAAGAAGUACGUCGAUGCUUUAGAAAAGCAGAAAAUUUUCAGGAUAUGAAAUUAUUGCAGAAUCCACAAAUUAGAGAACAUUAUGGACAUAAUGGGCCUCUAGUUAUAAACACAUUUAAUACUACCUAUGGUCAAGUUACCCAAAGAAUUUUGUCCGCUUGGGACGAAAAUGGUUUUAAAAAUGUACCAGACUUAAAUGUAGCACAGUCGCUAGGAUCUGGUGUAAUUAGAGCCACCGCCGCAUCUGGAAAGAGGCAAAGUCAUAGCAGAGCAUAUCUGGAUCCAAUACUCGAAAGGAAAAACUUAAAAAUUAUAAAAAAUAGCUUAGUAACAAAAAUUUUAAUCAAACGAUCAAACAAAACUGCUUAUGGUGUGGAAGUAGAACGGAACUCAAAAAAAUAUACGUUCUUAGCCUCCAAAGAAGUCAUUCUAAGUGCAGGUGCUAUAAAUUCUCCUCAGACGCUUAUGUUAUCUGGAGUAGGUCCAAAAUCACAUCUGAAAUCUAAAAAUAUUCCAGUUUUAGUCGAUUCCCCGAUGGUCGGUCAAAAUCUGCAAGACCAUUGCAUAAUUCCUGUGACAAUCUUUGGUGAUCAACCAGGAGCACAAAAUAUAGCUGAUCAACAGUUUGGAGCUAUUCAAUAUCUUUAUAACCGCACAGGAUACUUAGCACAAAACAGUAUAGCCGACAUUUUAGCAUUUUAUUCAGAUGAUAUUAAUGCAACAUACCCAAAAUUUCAAAGUCAUAUCUCACUGCUAUGGAAAAACAAUUCAAAUAUUCAAAGGGCUCUGACAACUCGUUUUAGGUUCAAAAACCAAUUAGCCCAGCCAUUGAUUGAAACAAACAAAAAUUAUACAUUAUACUUGUUCCUAUUCAAUCUUUUACAUCCAGAAUCGAGAGGAAAUAUAUCUUUAUGUACCAAUAACCCACGUGAUUAUCCGGUUAUCAAUCCAAACUAUUUUAUUGAUCCCGAAGAUUUGGAAUCAGCUGCAACUGGUCUAAAAAUGCUUACAAAAGUGUUGAACACCACAGCGUUUCGAGAAAUAAAUGCCUUUUUAGGGAGAAUGGAAUGGCCGCCAUGCGAUGUUUAUGAAUUAGACAGUAGAGACUACUGGAAGUGUGUUUGUAUAGAGAUGGUGCUAACUGUAUACCACCCUGUUGGAACAUGUCAGAUGGGACCUGAUCCAAAGACAUCAGUAGUCAACAGUCGAUUGAAAGUCCAUGGAGUUCAAAACCUUCGUGUGAUAGACGCUAGCAUAAUGCCAACACUGACCAGUGGUAACACUAACGGUCCAACUGGUAUGGUUGGAGAAAGAGGAGCAGAAUUUAUACUGGAGGACUACAACAAAUUGUAAUGUGUGUGUCUACUUAUCAAAUAUUAUGAUGUUUUGAUAUGCUCUGUAAUGUUUUGAAGUACAUUCUCAUUUAUUGCCAUAUUAAGUGUAACGGUAUUAAUUGAAGACCUAUAUAACUUUAAAUAAAAUCUAUUUUAAUAAAAA
This is a messenger RNA of Spodoptera litura, 2295 nucleotides long. Its product is annotated as ecdysone oxidase-like. NCBI's taxonomy places the organism in Eukaryota, Metazoa, Arthropoda, Insecta, Lepidoptera, Noctuidae. The record is from RefSeq and is a predicted model, not a curated record. Gene Ontology annotation, molecular function: flavin adenine dinucleotide binding; oxidoreductase activity, acting on CH-OH group of donors.